Molecule: messenger RNA, 3550 nt
Organism: Centrocercus urophasianus (Greater sage-grouse)
Lineage: Eukaryota; Metazoa; Chordata; Aves; Galliformes; Phasianidae
Gene: SEMA3D
Product: semaphorin 3D
Exons: 18
Coding region: 146-2431 (761 amino acids)
Biological process (GO): semaphorin-plexin signaling pathway; negative chemotaxis; negative regulation of axon extension involved in axon guidance
Molecular function (GO): semaphorin receptor binding; chemorepellent activity
Source: RefSeq, a predicted model, not a curated record
CCCGAUCCCGGCACCGGCCCCGGCCCCGCACCGAGCUCAGCCCGCACCGCUCCACCGCUCGUCUACCCGCAGAUUAAACUUGGAUUGUUUGAAGAGUGCAGAGAUAUUUCACGGUAGUGCAAAAAGUGCAUAAGAAGAGAGCAAAAUGAGAGCUUCCCUAGUACCGAAUGCCUGCAGUCUGUUAUCUUUAGCAAUGCUGUUCCUUCCCGUCACUGGAACGUCAAAACAAAAUAUCCCAAGACUCAAACUUUCCUAUAAAGACUUGCUGCUUUCAAACAGCUGCAUCCCAUUCCUGGGCUCUACAGAGGGGCUGGAUUUUCGAACCCUGCUGCUAGAUGAGGAGAGGGGCCGGCUGCUCGUUGGGGCAAAAGACCACAUCUUCCUGCUCAACUUGGUUGAUUUAAACAAAAAUGUAAAAAAGAUUUACUGGCCUGCAGCAAAAGAAAAGUUGGAAUUAUGCAAACUAGCUGGGAAAGAUGCCCAUACAGAAUGUGCCAAUUUUAUUAGAGUCCUUCAGCCCUACAACCGAACACAUGUUUAUGUCUGUGGCACAGGAGCAUUUCACCCCCUCUGUGGGUACAUUGAACUUGGCACUCACAAAGAGGAAACAAUAUUCAGGCUGGAUACUCAGAACUUGGAGUCGGGCAGGUUGAAAUGUCCUUUCGAUCCUCAGCAGCCAUUUGCAUCAGUGAUGGCAGAUGAGUAUCUUUAUGCUGGAACAGCUUCUGAUUUCCUUGGCAAAGACACUGCUCUAACACGUUCCCUGGGCCCUUCUCACGACCACCAUUACAUCAGAACUGACAUUUCUGAACAUUACUGGCUUACUGGAGCAAAAUUCAUUGCAACUUUUCCCAUCCCGGACACCUAUAAUCCAGAUGAUGACAAAAUCUACUUCUUUUUCCGAGAAAUAUCACAAGAUAGUAGCACCUCUGACAAGACAAUUCUUUCUCGAGUUGGGAGAGUUUGUAAGAAUGAUGUGGGAGGUCAGCGGAGCCUAAUAAACAAAUGGACUACUUUUCUGAAAGCCAGGCUAGUGUGUUCAAUACCUGGUCCUGAGGGAGCCGACACACAUUUUGAUGAGCUACAAGAUAUAUUCUUACUUUCUACAAGAGAUGAGAGAAACCCUCUUGUAUAUGGAGUCUUCACUACAACAAGCUCUGUCUUCAAGGGCUCUGCAGUUUGUGUGUACAGCAUGGCAGAUAUCAGAGCUGUUUUCAAUGGCCCUUAUGCUCACAAAGAGAGUGCGGAUCAUCGAUGGGUGCAAUAUGAAGGUCGUAUCCCAUAUCCCAGACCUGGUACCUGCCCAAGCAAAACCUAUGAUCCACUUAUAAAAUCUACCAGAGAUUUUCCCGAUGAAGUCAUUAGCUUUAUAAAGCGCCAUCCCCUGAUGUACAAAUCCGUUUACCCGCUGACGGGAGGACCAGUGUUCACGCGAAUCAAUGUGGACUAUCGGCUGACUCAGAUUGUGGUGGAUCAUGUCAUGGCAGAGGAUGGGCAAUAUGACGUUAUUUUCCUAGGAACAGACAUAGGCACAGUACUGAAAGCUGUGAGUAUCACUAAGGAGAAGUGGAGUAAGGAGGAGGUGGUCCUGGAAGAGCUACAGAUAUUCAAGCACCCUUCUUUUAUCUCAACCAUGGAGAUUUCUCAGAAGCAGCAACAAUUGUACAUUGGUUCCAGGGAUGGAUUGGUUCAGCUCUCUCUGCACAGAUGUCACACGUAUGGGAAGGCUUGUGCAGAUUGCUGCCUUGCCAGAGACCCAUACUGUGCCUGGGAUGGAAACUCCUGUUCCAGAUACGCCCCCACUUCUAAAAGGAGAGCAAGAAGGCAAGAUGUCAAAUAUGGAGACCCUAUCGCACAAUGCUGGGAUGUGGAAGACAGCAUUAGUCAUGAAACUGCUGAUGAAAAGGUGAUUUUUGGCAUUGAAUUUAAUUCAACUUUUCUGGAAUGUAUUCCUAAGUCCCAGCAAGCCUCUAUUAGGUGGUAUAUUCAACGCACUGGAGAAGAGCAUCGAGAAGAGCUGAAGGCAGACGAAAGGAUCAUCAAAACAGAGCACGGGCUGCUGAUCCGCAGCUUGCAAAGAAGGGAUGCAGGAGCCUAUUUCUGCAAAGCCCAGGAGCACACCUUCAUCCACACCAUUGUGAAGCUGAAUUUAAAUGUCAUUGAGAAUGGGCAAAUGGAAAGCACCCAGAAAACUGAGGAUGAGGAGGGUCGGGUGAGGGAUUUGCUGACAGAGUCCCGGCUGAGGUACAAGGACUAUAUCCAGCUCGUCAGCAGUCCCAGCUUUAGCCUGGAUGAGUACUGUGAACAGAUGUGGCACCGGGAGAAACGGCGACAGCGAAACAAAGGCGGUGCCAAAUGGAAGCAUGUGCAGGAGAUGAAAAAAAAGCGAAACCGAAGGCAUCAUGAGCCAGCCAGGCCACCAUCCACAUAGUUUGCAAACACUAUUUAAAGAAAGGACACUUUCCAUGAAAAAAAUACUGUGUUUUGUUUUUGUGCAUCUUGCUUAUGAAUUAGUACUGCUUCUUAUUGAAAUAACUCAUCAUUGCUAUUAAUUUGUACAUGAAUGUACAAUGGGGUUUGAUACCUUAUUGGAGAGCCACCCACCAGGCAAUAAUUCCAAAUGCUUUCAUUAAAAAGAAAAGAUGUACACUUUGAGCUAAUCUGGAUAGCCUGAAGCUACAUGAGCUGUGUUCUCUACUUUCUGCAUAAUUUUCACAUAGGAUUUAGUAUCCAUGUUCCCAUGUUAAUAUCUGUUGCCACGUUCCACCCCAGACAUGGCUCCAUUUCAGGAGAGGGCAGAUGUAUUCGUAGUUCUUUGGCAUCUUUCUUAAUAAGAAGCAUGGUAGAAAUGUGUGACAGAUCUGCAAAAAUACCCACUAAUUUACCCAUUGGGCUUCUAUACAGGCACAUGGGUGGGGUUUGCUAGCACAUAGGGGCUCAGCAAAAAAUCAAAUUAAGUACUGGCUUAGGGACAACACUGAUUUUUCCCAUUAAAAAAAAAAAAAAAAAAAUAAAAAAAAAAUGAAAGCAUAAUCAUAGUUUAAGAGAGGGAAAUUAUCAAGCCUUAUUCAUUUGAGUUUGAUAGCCAUCAGUUUGCAGUCCAUCUGCUGAAAUGAAAUGUUGACUCUAAUUGAAACUGCCACUGAGAUGCUUGGGAGUAAAUUUCCUAAGUGGUGUGUGGGAGGUAUGUGCACAAAUCCUAUUAACAAAUAAUGGGAUUCUUGCCUGUGCCUCUCUCAUAUCUCUAAAUGUUGCUCACUGGCUGUAUCUCUGGCCCUUUGCUAGCCUCAUUUUAUGCAAAGGAAAAGAAAAAUAAAAGACAACAAGAAUGCUAAAACAAAAGACGAUGAGGGAAGAUAUUUAGUAACUGAGACCAGUGCUCUUGACACAGAGCUGACAUUCCUCAGAUGUGUGUAUUCUUUGGGAUUUUCUCCCAGAGGUCUUAUGUAUUUUUAAGUUGAAAAUUUGCCUUGUUGGAAUUGAUACUUUUAUUAUAAAUAAAUAAAACAAGAGAUGUCCAUGUGUAAAUAAAACUUGUAAGUUAGAAAUA